Messenger RNA from Caretta caretta (loggerhead turtle), 7669 nucleotides. It is a transcript of the gene EML5, whose product is annotated as EMAP like 5. Lineage: Eukaryota; Metazoa; Chordata; Testudines; Cheloniidae. Gene Ontology annotation, molecular function: microtubule binding. The record is from RefSeq and is a predicted model, not a curated record.
CUCUCCUCUAGGGCUCCGGCGGGGGAGACGCGGAGCCGGCCGGCGGUGGGGACAUGGCUGACCGGAAUGCCCCCAACUGCCACCUGCGGCUAGAGUGGGUCUAUGGCUACCGGGGUCACCAGUGCCGCAACAACCUCUACUACACGGCGGCUAAGGAGAUCGUCUACUUCGUGGCGGGGGUCGGCGUGGUCUACAGCCCCCGGGAGCACCGGCAGAAAUUCUACCUGGGGCACCAGGACGACAUCAUCAGCCUUGCUUUGCAUCCUGAACGAGUGUUGGUGGCAACAGGUCAAGUUGGAAAAGAACCAUAUAUCUGUGUUUGGGAUUCAUACACUGUGCAAACUAUAUCGAUACUGAAAGAUGUUCACACACAUGGUAUAGCUUGCUUGGCAUUUGACUUAGAUGGGCAGCGUUUGGUCUCAGUGGGUCUGGAUUCAAAAAAUACAAUAUGCGUGUGGGACUGGAGAAAAGGAAAAAUGUUAUCUAUGGCUCCUGGUCAUACAGACAGGAUAUUUGAUAUUUCUUGGGAUUUGUACCAACCAAACAAACUAGUCAGCUGUGGUGUAAAACAUAUUAAGUUCUGGAGCUUGUGUGGCAAUUCGUUGACACCAAAGCGUGGUGUUUUUGGCAAGACUGGUGAUCUCCAAACUAUACUCUGUCUAGCCUGUGCAAGAGAUGAAGUGACACAUUCUGGUGCACUUAAUGGAGAUAUAUAUGUAUGGAAAGGAAUUAAUCUCAUACGGACAAUACAAGGAGCACAUGCUGCAGGAAUUUUCAGCAUGAAUGCAUGUGAGGAAGGUUUUGCCACUGGUGGCAGGGAUGGCUGUGUUCGUCUAUGGGAUUUAAAUUUUAAACCAAUUACUGUGAUUGAUCUCAGGGAAACGGACCAGGGAUAUAAAGGUCUGUCUGUGAGAAGUGUUUGCUGGCGAGGAGACCAUAUCCUAGUUGGGACACAAGACAGUGAAAUUUUUGAGAUUGUUGUGCAUGAACGCAAUAAGCCUUUCCUGAUCAUGCAGGGGCACUGUGAAGGAGAGCUGUGGGCUCUGGCAGUCCAUCCUACAAAACCAUUGGCCAUGACUGGAAGUGAUGACCGAUCAGUCAGAAUUUGGAGCCUAAUAGACCAUGCAUUGAUUGCACGGUGCAAUAUGGAAGAACCAAUUCGCUGUGCAGCUGUUAGUACUGAUGGAAUCCAUCUUGCACUUGGCAUGAAGGAUGGCUCUUUCACUGUACUUCGAGUCAGGGAUAUGACAGAGGUUGUUCAUAUUAAAGACAGGAAAGAAGCCAUUCAUGAAUUAAAAUAUUCACCAGAUGGGACUUUCCUUGCUGUUGGCUCCAAUGACAGCUCUGUUGAUAUUUAUGGUGUUGUUCAGCGGUACAAAAAAGUUGGGGAAUGUGUUGGAUCUGUAAGUUUCAUCACUCAUAUGGACUGGUCUUCAGACAGUAAAUAUUUACAGACCAAUGAUGGCAGUGGGAAAAGACUUUUUUACAAGAUGCCAAGUGGAAAAGAAGUAACAAAUAAAGAAGAAUUAAAAGGCGUCCAAUGGGCUUCAUGGACAUGUGUUUAUGGCCUUGAAGUUAACGGAAUCUGGCCCAAAUAUUCAGAUAUCAAUGAUAUCAAUUCUGUAGAUGGAAAUUUUAAUGGUCAAGUUUUGGUUACAGCUGAUGACUAUGGAAUAGUAAAACUAUUCCGGUACCCUUGUUUAAGAAAAGGAGCAAAGUUUAAAAAAUAUCUUGGGCAUUCAGCUCAUGUGACAAAUGUCAGAUGGUCACAUGAUCAUCAGUGGGUUGUUUCUAUUGGUGGAGCUGAUCAUUCUGUCUUCCAGUGGAAAUUUGUCCCUGAACGGAAGCUGAAGGAUGCUAUUCACAUAGCACCCCAAGAAAGUCUGGUUGAUUCUAACAGUGAUGAAUCAGAUUCAGAUCAAUCUGAUGUUCCAGAGCUAGACUCUGAAAUUGAACAAGAGACUCAGAUCACAUACCGUCGACAGGUUUACAAAGAAGAUCUACCUCAGCUUAAAGAGCAAUGCAAAGAAAAACGAAAAAGUGCAGCUUCUAAAAGAAGAGAGAGAGCUCCAGGGAACAGUAUAAGAUUACACUUUGUUCAUGGUUACAGAGGUUAUGAUUGUCGGAGUAAUCUAUUUUACACUCAGACUGGUGAAAUUGUAUACCAUGUUGCAGCAGUGGGCGUAGUAUACAAUCGGCAGCAGAACACACAGCGCUUUUAUCUGGGUCAUGAUGAUGACAUUCUUUGCCUUGCUAUUCAUCCCUUAAAGGACUACGUGGCAACAGGCCAGGUUGGUCGAGAUUCCUCAAUACACAUUUGGGAUACAGAGACAAUCAAACCACUGUCAGUAUUAAAGGGCUAUCACCAGUAUGGUGUUUGUGCUGUUGAUUUUUCAGCGGAUGGCAAACGGUUGGCUUCUGUUGGCAUAGAUGAUAAUCAUACUAUUGUGCUCUGGGACUGGAAAAAAGGAGAGAAGCUUUCAGCAGUAAGAGGAAGCAAAGAUAAGAUUUUUGUUGUUAAAAUUAAUCCUUAUAUGCCUGAUAAACUGAUAACAGCAGGAAUUAAACACAUGAAAUUCUGGCAUAGAGCAGGGGGAGGACUGAUUGGGAGAAAGGGCUGCAUAGGUGCAAUGGGAAGAACUGAUACAAUGAUGUGUGCAGUAUACGGCUGGACUGAAGAGAUGGCAUUCUCUGGAACUUCCACUGGGGAUGUGUGUAUCUGGAGAGAUUUGUUUCUCAUAAAAACAGUCAAAGCACACGAUGGUCCAGUAUUUAGCAUGCAUGCAUUAGAAAAAGGAUUUGUAACUGGUGGAAAGGAUGGGGUAGUGGCUCUCUGGGAUGACACCUUUGAACGCUGUCUCAAAACCUAUGCCAUCAAACGAGCUGCUUUGGCCCCUGGCUCUAAAGGUCUCCUCUUAGAAGACAAUCCUUCUAUACGUGCCAUAUCGUUAGGACAUGGGCAUAUUUUAGUGGGCACAAAGAAUGGGGAAAUACUGGAGGUGGAUAAAAGUGGACCAAUAACUCUGCUGGUUCAGGGUCACAUGGAAGGGGAAGUUUGGGGUCUAGCCACCCAUCCUCAUUUACCUAUUUGUGCCACUGUAAGUGAUGACAAAACCUUAAGAAUAUGGGAUCUAUCUCCUAGCCAUUGUAUGUUAGCUGUUCGCAAAUUGAAAAAGGGGGGCAGAUGUUGCUGCUUUUCUCCUGAUGGAAAGGCAUUGGCUGUAGGUCUCAAUGAUGGAAGUUUCUUGAUGGUGAAUGCAGACACUCUGGAGGAUCUAGUCUCCUUCCACCACAGGAAGGAUGUUAUUUCAGAGAUUCGAUUUUCUCCUGGUGCUGGAAAAUACUUAGCGGUGGCAUCAUGUGACAGCUUUGUAGACAUCUACAAUGUAAUGAGCAGUAAGCGAGUGGGAAUCUGCAAGGGUGCCUCCAGUUACAUAACACACAUGGACUGGGACAUCAGAGGGAAGCUUUUACAAGUCAACACUGGUGCUAAAGAGCAGCUGUUCUUUGAAGCUCCUCGUGGGAAAAGACAGACAAUUCCCAAUUUGGAGGUUGAAAAAAUUGGCUGGGCAUCAUGGACAAGUGUUUUGGGCUCUUGCUGUGAAGGAAUCUGGCCAAUAAUUGGGGAAGUCACAGAUGUAACUGCUUCCUGCCUCACCAGUGAUAGUAAAGUCUUGGCCACAGGAGAUGAUUUUGGGUUUGUGAAACUUUUUCGAUUCCCUGCUAAAGGAAAGUUUGGAAAAUUUAAGAAGUACGUUGCCCAUAGUACGCAUGUAACAAAUGUUCGUUGGACUCAUGAGGACAGUUUGUUGGUCACUGUUGGUGGGGCAGACACAUCUCUAAUGCUGUGGACCUAUGAGAUGGAGGGACAUCGGGAGAGCAGGCAGUGUGAUAGUGAAGAAUCUGAUCUAGAUUCUGAGGAAGAUGGAGGUUAUGACAGUGAUGUGACACGAGAGAAUGAAAUUAAUUACACCAUUAAAGCCUUAUCAACAAACAUCAGACCAAUGUUUGGAAUUAAGCCUCAUCUGCAACAAAAGGAGCCAUCACUAGAUGAAAGGCAAGGGGUAGUAAGACCACCAGUUAGUAGGGCACUGCCACAGCCUGAAAAACUUCAGACAAAUAACGUUGGCAAAAAAAAGAGACCGAUAGAGGUCCAUUGUCACCCCACCCCACAAAUGUGUCUGAGCCACAGCUUUCUUCAGAGUCUAUCAGUUACAGAAACAGCACAUUCAGCCUAUGUGGUAUGGAGUCCCUCUUGGGAUCUAGUGUUGGAGCUGGUAUUUGGAUACCGAGGCAAGGACUGCAGGAACAAUGUUCACUAUCUGAAUGAUGGGGCUGAUAUAAUUUAUCAUACUGCAUCUGUUGGGAUUCUGUAUAACGUGGCAACAGGCUCUCAGUCUUUUUACCAGGAACAUAAUGAUGAUAUUCUGUGCCUCACUGUAAAUCAGCACCCCAAGUUUACCAACCUUGUGGCAACUGGCCAAGUAGGAGACUCAGCAGAUAUGUCAGCUACAGCUCCUUCUAUCCACGUGUGGGAUGCAAUGAACAAACAGACACUAUCUGUACUGCGUUGCUACCAUUCAAAGGGAGUUUGUUCAGUCAGUUUCAGUGCCACUGGCAAACUUCUCCUCUCUGUAGGGCUGGAUCCUGAACACACCAUUACCAUUUGGAAGUGGCAGGAAGGUGCCAAAAUUGCCAGCAGAGCUGGUCAUAACCAACGUAUAUUUGUAGCAGAAUUCAGACCGGAUUCAGAUACCCAGUUUGUUUCAGUGGGAGUAAAACAUGUGAGGUUUUGGACCCUUGCUGGAAGAGCUCUUCUCAGUAAAAAAGGGCUACUGAGUUCAAUAGAAGAUGCCCGGAUGCAGACCAUGCUAUCUGUAGCUUUUGGAGCUAAUAACUUGACAUUUACAGGUACCAUCAGUGGAGAUGUUUGUGUUUGGAAAGAUCAUGUGUUGGUACGCAUUGUGGCCAAAGCUCACAAUGGGCCUGUGUUCACAAUGUACACUACACUAAGAGAUGGUCUAAUCGUAACAGGAGGCAAAGAAAGACCAUCAAAGGAAGGAGGGGCUGUUAAACUAUGGGAUCAGGAGCUGAAGCGAUGUCGUGCCUUCAGAUUGGAAACAGGACAGAUGACUGACUGUGUUCGUUCUGUGUGUAGAGGCAAAGGAAAAAUUCUUGUUGGGACAAGGAAUGCUGAAAUAAUUGAAGUUGGAGAGAAAAAUGCAGCAUGUAACAUUCUAAUUAAUGGUCAUAUGGAUGGACCUAUCUGGGGACUGGCUACACAUCCUUCAAGAGAUUUUUUCCUUUCUGCUGCAGAAGAUGGGACAGUGAGACUCUGGGACAUUGCUGAAAAGAAGAUGCUGAACAAAGUCAGUUUGGGACAUGCAGCUCGUACUGUUUCUUACAGCCCCGAGGGGGACAUGGUGGCUAUUGGCAUGAAAAAUGGAGAAUUUAUUAUCUUGCUGGUGACCUCUCUAAAAAUAUGGGGGAAAAAAAGGGACAGAAGAUCUGCUAUCCAAGACAUAAGGUUCAGUCCAGAUUCUCGUUACUUAGCAGUGGGUACUAGUGAGAAUGCAGUGGAUUUUUAUGACUUGACAUUGGGUCCAACGCUAAAUCGAGUUAGCUACUGCAAAGAUAUCCCAAGCUUUGUUAUCCAGAUGGACUUCUCUGCAGAUAGUCAUUUUCUCCAGGUCUCUACAGGGUCUUACAAAAGGCAGGUCUAUGAAGUGCCUUCGGGAAAACAGCUUAUGGACCAGGCAGUGAUUGACAGAAUAACAUGGGCCAGUUGGACCAGUAUUCUAGGGGAUGAAGUAGUUGGAAUCUGGUCCAGGCAUGCUGAGAAAGCUGAUGUGAACUGUGCCUGUGUCUCUCACUCUGGAAUCAGCCUUGUAACAGGCGAUGACUUUGGCAUGGUCAAGCUGUUUGACUUUCCAUGUCCUGAAAAAUUUGCAAAACACAAGCGAUUUUUAGGUCACUCGGCCCAUUUGACUAAUAUUCGAUUUACAAGUGGGGAUAAAUACGUUGUCAGUGCUGGAGGGGAUGACUGCAGCUUAUUUAUCUGGAAAUGCGUGCAUAUGCCUCAUUAAGAGUGACAUGGAGCCUUUGCAAAGAGGACACUGCGGAAAAUUACAGGCAUGAAAGACCCAUGAGUGCAAUGAGACAUUCUACAGUGCCCUGCAGCUUAAGAAAUGGUGCUGAUCUAAGACAGACAACAAUCUGUCUCUGAAAGACAAGUGUCUAGAGUCUAUCAGAAGGAUAGACUAUAACAAAUAUGCUGCGCCCCCUAGAUUUGCAACAGUAAUUGCACUCACUGCCAGAUGUUGAAAAAGAAACACAUGGAUAAAAGGAAGAAGUGAGUUGUGGAUCAGUGUAUAGUUUCCCAAUGAGACAGUGGGGUUUUAAUCAAGAGAUGUUAUUUCUGACCUAAUGCUGUAUGUGAUGCAUUUAUUAUCAGCACGAAUGUGUUUCCUUUAAAUUCUGGGGAUUGAAUAUCAUUGAAACAGAUUACUCCUUUUUUUUUAAUUACUGAAAGGAAAACCAUCUAGCAGUUCUUAAAUAAAACUACACAGUAUUUUAAUAAAAGAUUAAAGUAAUAAAAUGGGAUAUGACAUUUCUAUGAAUAGUCAAAAAAUGAAGCAUUGUCUGGUGAAGCAGUAAUAGUAAAGUUUGCUCCUUAGACCUGCAGUAUUCAUGUGCUUAGAGGCCUGGGUCAUAAUCCUGUCUGAUGAAUGCUGUUAGGCAUGCAUGAACCCAUUCUUUAAGGCUAAUUUAGUGAUUUUAUCGCACUUAAACAUUAAAUUAGUUCCAUGAGCAGAAACAGAUUUGCUCACUUUGCGAGUGCCUUGCCCACAACCUAAAAGUCUAACUCCAGUUUUUGCCUUGCGAUAAAAGUGUUCUCAGUGGAAGGGAGAUUAAACUUGACUGAGCUGCUAGCCUCUUUGCUGGAAAUAUGAAAUAAGAUAAUUUUAGUCUCUGUAAAGACUGGGGUCACCAGUUGCAAAAACAGAAUUUCACAGCAAUAGGAAUUGUUGAUUUUAUUUUCUCAGUAUCACUUGGAGGAUGCAGAGAGAACAUAAUCUUUCCAAACACUGGUAUUUUGUACAUUCAGAUUUUUUAACUGGAAUAAAACUAGUUGGAAGAGAUCUUUAUUCAGCUCUCUCUUCUGAUUGUAAUGUAACAUCCAGUCAUAACUCUUCUUUAAGUAAGCAUGAAUGUUAAGGAUAUGGGCUUGCUUGUAACCCUUAGAAUAAGAACAUAUUCUAAAUGGCAAAUUAACACAGACUUAAACAUUUUAGUGAUGAUAAACUCCAGGAGAAAGUUGCAUUUUUGGUGAAACUAGGGAAGACUGCUUCAAUUGUUCGUUUGAAAUGAUCGAUCAGUGGAGGUGUGCUGUGGGCUAUAUCUGUUUUUUAAGCAGUGCAGUUAUUUUUCAUGCAACAUGAAAGGGAGCAAAAGUAACUAGCUCACAGGUUGCAUUAACAAAGUGCUGUUAAAUGUGAGUAGUGUUGCUAUGGUUACAGUUGAUAUUGUCUACUUAAGUCAGCGUUUGUUAAGGAUGGCAUUUGAUUCCAGAGCUGAGAUAGCAUAGCUGUUGUUAUUCACCUCUUUUAUCAUUUUACUCCAAGUAAAUGUAAAAAUGAAACAAAUAAACCUCAGCACCCACUGUAAA